Molecule: messenger RNA, 4898 nt
Organism: Bubalus bubalis (water buffalo)
Lineage: Eukaryota; Metazoa; Chordata; Mammalia; Artiodactyla; Bovidae
Gene: MMD
Product: monocyte to macrophage differentiation associated
Exons: 8
Coding region: 3831-4661 (276 amino acids)
Cellular component (GO): membrane
Molecular function (GO): pore-forming activity
Source: RefSeq, a predicted model, not a curated record
CGGGGCUCCCCGCCCCGCCGUCCCCGGGCGCCCCCGCUCCGGGAGCUGGUCUCGCGCCGGCCCGGGACCCCGCUGAUCGUUGCGGGCUGCAUUCCCCAGCCCUCGGACCCCGGUUGCCUUCCCCGGGGGGUCGGUUGCCCGCCCAGCUUCGCCCUGCAGGGACAGCCUCUCGCUUGCUCCGGGGACCUGAACGCCGGCCGCGGGCACCGGCCCCGGAUCUUCCGACCCCAGCCUUGGCCUGCACCCCUAACUGGGCUUGGGGGGCCCCCGAGGCGCCCGGACCCGAGCCAGUUGCCCCGCAGGGGUGCUGGGGGUUUCCGGAGCUUGUCUUUGAACUGCCGUGGCGGUGGGGAAAACUGAGGCAGGCUCCGCCGGUUUAGCCUUGCCUGCGGGGUUCUCGGGCUUAAAGCCCCAGCGUGUGCUAUUUUGGGUCACCGCGCCGGGGCAUUAGCUUCUGGGCGGUAAGACCUGCAGUUGAGGCGCCUUGGGUUAGGAAACGAGGAACCGAGGAGGCCCCCCGGAAGGAUGGCCGGGUGCUGUUUGGCUGGAGAGCCGAUGGGAACGCCAGCCUGGGGAGACACCUUGGCCUUAAUCCUGACUCCAGGUCCCUGCCGUCUAGCAAUGAAUGGAGGCUGGCCAUAAUUCGAGAGGAAGCUCUGCGCUUUUUUUUUUUUCCCCCUAAUUCUCCUUCGUGUAAGUGGGUGAAAGUUUACGUGUCGUGUGUUUGUGGUAACUCUCCAUCCCUUUGUCUGAAUCAGGCUGGCAUCCCCACUCCCAGGCCUUCACCCUGAGCAGGCUAGCUUAGUGUGCAGUAGAAUUUGAAAAAAAAAAAAUGCAUGAAAUCUCUCAAGGCUUUUGUUGCGUUUUUAGGCAUUGCUUUUUAUUACAGGAUUUUGAAGUAUGCUUUUUUUUGGUUUUGUUUUUCUUUCCAAUGCUUUAAUCCCUAGAAACCCUCUCACCUCUUCUGCUGGUCUCAUUUCUUCUCCAGAGUGACAUUUGCACAGGGAGAGUUGGAGUGAUCAGGAUGAAGACUUGGGUUAACUUUUGAACAUUGCUUAUCACUCAGUGUGUUGAAUGCCUGGCAAUGUUCGCCUAAUGGGAACAUCAUAUCAGUUCUUCCAAAGGCAAAAGGGAACCAUGAUGUUCUGGCUUUAGAACAUGAAGUCAGCCAUGAGGACUGGAGGGGCUUUAAGGGAGGAUGUAACACAGGUUCAGCAAUGGUGGGCAAAACCCUGUAUGUAGUUUGUUUAAUUUCGUUUUACUUCUCUGCACAUCUGUGCUCUUCCUGUUUUCCGGGAACCGUGGCAGUCUUCUGUGCAUUUAGCGGUUUUUGUUAAAGAGUUCUAUUUCUUUUCUAUCCUUUCAGUUCUUCUCUCGAAAAAGAAAGAAAAAAAGGAACUUGUGUUAUUGUUUGUUGCACAAACAUUAGCAGUAUUAAGAGAAAUGAAAAACAAACACAUCUUGAUUUAAGAUCCUACCAUCUCAGCUGAUUGAACUCUUCUUGUUUGCUGGACACUAAUCUAUCCUGUCCUUAUUAUCACAGUUGUAAUGUGAUUUUGCCCUCUACUCCAUUCAUUUAAAAAUUAAAAAUACAGGCAUUUUCUUUUGGUAUAGCAUAGACGUUGUAAUUUCCGCAGCAACGGCACAAUGUCAGUGGAUAUUUAACAGUUAUUUUCUUGAUGACAUCUAGACCUGCCCUGAUUUUCUUUGCAGAAUGAAUGAUCCCAUAAUUUCUUGUUUGGAAAGAUACUUCUAUAAAUCAACUUGAACUUAGAAAUAAAGUCUGCAAAUAAGUAAUAUAUUGUGGUCUAUACAUUAACAUAUUGAGAGUACUGUUCUGCACCUCUUAAACGCUGUUUGUUAUCCAUCUUGUGAGCAUUUAGGAUAGUUACAGGUUGUAAAUGACAGAGGAACUAGAAAGAGGAACACACUUAUCUUUAAGCCCAUGUGUUCCUUGUGAUAGAUUCACCAGGACUCCACUGAAGAGCAUUUGACUGCAGUAAAAACAUUACAUUAGGCCAUCCUUUGUGGCUAUGUCUAACUUAUAAGAAAACGUGAACACCCUGCUGGUUUGUUCAUAAUGGAAACUUGGCGGUCACUGUGGCUUUGGAUCAACUUCCAGAGCUCUGCCAUAUGUGGAGAAGAGCUGUAAGGAACAACCCAAUGUAGUAAGUGCAGGGCUUUUUGCAGGCAUGGCUUCUCAAAAAUCUCAGGAUGUGAAAAAUCCCACUGGGACACCUUUUAUCUUUUGUGCUGCAUCCCUUUCGCGCUUGAUUCCACCCCCACACCGCACAGAGUCAUUCUCUCCCUUUCACAGCAUCUUUGACUGAUUAGAAUACUUGCUAACAUUUAUUGAGUGCCUAUCAGUGCCAGGCAGUAGCUGGGUAUUUGUAGGUAACUCAUCUCAUCCCUAACUGUAACCCUGAAAGGCAAACUCUCUACCCAUUUAAUAGAAGAGCUUUAGAGAAUAAAAGAGAGCCUGCCAUCAUCACACAGCCAGAACGGGGCAGACAGAAGGGUUCAUGUCCCUUUCCACCACCCAUGCAGCCAUUUACCUCUGUCUCCCCGCCCACACGCAACAUCUGUGUGAUAGUGCAGAGGCCUAGGACCCAGAGCUUCUCAAGUGUCCUGUUGCUGUGUGCUCGUUUCUCCAGCCUGGCAACCAGAAAUCCAAGGAAAAGGCUACUGCUUUCCUUAGCUCCAGCCUCGUGACCACUGGUUAGUUUCAAAUUGAGUAUGUGGUAAGGCAUCUUAUUCUAAAGCAUUAGGAAGUGUUCCAGUGCUGCCUUUGCCUUUCUUUUUGUUCCAUGUUCUCAGAGCAUCGAAUCAUACACCGAUUCAGUGAACACUGAAGAACAUUGAAGUUGUUUCCUUAUAUGUGCCAUUUCCCUUAUUUAGUAAUGAAGUUAAAUGUCCGCCACCACUGUCGCCACCUCUGACUGCAGGCACUUUCUCCUAAACAUCAUGCUUAUUCAUACAGGACAGCUAAUAUUAAUAGUAGGGUUCUAUGUAGGGAUCAGUUCUGUUGCCCCAUCGAAUGAUGUUGAAGGAGCCCUUGAAAUGUUCAUGCUCUUGUCCUUUGUCCAUUUUGUUUUCACAAGAUCGAGGAUUCUCUUGGCUCUAAGACUGCCUGUUUUUGUUGCAUACAGAAAUCCCCAGUGAAACUAACUGCCGACAGGAUCUCUCUCAGUUAGGAUAAUAAAAUGCUUCAGCAGCAGGCAAAAUCUCUGUCUUUUUAUUCUCAUUCAACACUUAUUUGUUAAGCUCCAACAAUCAGCUGGACUUUGUGUUUGGGACUGGAAAUGAAAAAAUAGACAAGGCAACCUUCAUGGAAUUCACUUUACAGUGGGGAAAGAUGAAAUAAAAAAUAAGUUCAAAAAGUCCAGUUCUUACUAAUUGUGAUAAGGGCUCUGCUGAAUUGAUACUUUAGGUAGGAUGGUUGAGCCGAGUUUGACAGGAGAGAGGAGAGCUGGGCACACUGGAGGAGAAUGUUUGGCCAGACAUAAACGGCAAACACAGAUGCUCUGAGUCAGAUCAGACCUGGUUGGUUGGAGGAGCAGAAAGGCUGUGAUUGGCUGGAGGAGGAGAGGAAAGGAAGGGAGCUCCUGCCUGGCUGGAGAAGUCGGGAGGGCUCAUGGCCUGCAGAGGAGGCCCUGUUGCCAAGCACUUUGGGAAGCCAGAUAGGUUUUAAGCUGGGCUUAGCAUGUGACAUGAUCUGGUGUUAACAGACUCGUGGCUGCUGGGUAAAGAAGAGAGUCCAUGUGUGGCGGGCAGGGAGACCAGAGCCUUUGUCUACAGACCAGAGGAGUCGAUGUCUUGAUUUAAGGUUCAUGAACCACCGGGCCCCUGCCAAUGGCCGCUACAAGCCAACUUGUUACGAACAUGCUGCUAACUGUUACACACACGCAUUCCUCAUUGUUCCGGCCAUUGUGGGCAGUGCCCUCCUUCACCGGCUCUCUGAUGACUGCUGGGAAAAGAUAACAGCUUGGAUUUAUGGAAUGGGCCUCUGUGCCCUCUUCAUCGUUUCCACAGUAUUUCACAUCGUAGCAUGGAAAAAGAGCCACUUAAGGACAGUGGAGCAUUGGUUUCACAUGUGCGAUAGAAUGGUCAUCUAUUUCUUCAUUGCUGCGUCUUACGCUCCGUGGUUAAAUCUCCGUGAACUUGGACCCCUGGCAUCUCAUAUGCGUUGGUUUAUCUGGCUCAUGGCAGCUGGAGGAACCAUUUAUGUAUUUCUCUACCAUGAAAAGUAUAAGGUGAUUGAGCUCUUUUUCUAUCUCACAAUGGGCUUUUCUCCUGCCUUGGUGGUAACAUCAAUGGUAAAGGAGCAAUCUGAGAAGUCUCCUUCCUCAUUGUUUGAUCCUGCAGAACACCACGGUGCCUAUGUGAAUUUUGAAGAUGGGGCUGGCCCUCGCCCCCGGCCUGGGUCCUCACGCCUGGCUCUGUGUCCACUGUGGCCGUCGCCCUCACCUCGGCACAGGCAGCCCACGCACCGGGGCCCCCCAGUCCCCUCCCUGUUGGACUUCUGCAGGGCCCUGCUCCAAGGCUCCCAAGGCUGCAGGGCCCAGGCCUCCAGAACACCCACACUGUUGUCCCUUCCAAGGCCUGGCCACAAGCUGCUAACAACACGGAUGGACUUCACGAACUUGCCUGCGGGGGCUUAAUUUAUUGCCUGGGAGUUGUGUUCUUCAAGAGCGAUGGCAUCAUUCCAUUUGCGCAUGCCAUCUGGCACCUGUUUGUGGCCACGGCAGCUGCAGUGCAUUACUAUGCCAUUUGGAAAUAUCUUUAUCGAAGUCCUACAGAUUUUAUGCGGCAUUUAUGACCAAUCUGUACUACGUCUCCAAACCAGUAUUAUUUCAGUUAUGGCACUUAGGAGUGGGAUAAGAGCUGAAGAUUGCACA